GAUCCUUGCGCAGUCCGUUGCUUUCACCGUACGUAAACAGUGCCCGAGUCAACGUGAUCGCGGUCGCAGCAUAGCCUUUCCAUGGCUCCCACAAUACAGUCCGGGUCUUCCUCCGUGGAAAGAGACCGCAAGAAACCCGGGGAGCGCCGGUCGGAGCUGGUCUGUCGAGUCAAAUAUUGCAACACCUUGCCCGAUAUACCAUUUGAUCCAAAGUUCAUAGCCUACCCUUUCGAGCCAAACAGGUUUGUCUCUUACAAAGCGACUUCGCUUGAACGAAACUACAAGCAUGACCUACUCACGGAACACGACCUGGGCGUCACAAUUGACCUUAUUGACCCAAAAACGUAUGAGAUUGACCCAAAUGCUGUUUUGCAUCCCGACGACGAGAAGCUGCUGGAAGAAGACACCCUCACACCGCAAGAUUCUAAACGGUCAAGACACCACAACUUGGUUGUCCCAUGGCUGAAGAAGACGGAGUACAUUGCGACCGAGUUCAGUCGAUACGGUCAGACCGGUGUUAACACCGAGACAAAGGUUGGCUACAAUGUCAAGAAGCUGUUCAAGGAGGAGGACCUGUACAUGGACCGAGAAAGUCAAAUCAAUGCCAUCAACAAGACGUUUGAAGAAGCCCAGAAGCCAAUUGAAGGCCACUACAGCAAGCCCAACGUUCGGCCGGUGGAGGUGCUGCCUCUGUUCCCCGACUCAGAUUUAUGGAAAUACCCAUUUGCGCAAGUCAUGUUUGACUCAGAUCCAGCACCCAUCACGCAAUUGGAAGAGAUGUCUCAGGCCAUGAUCAGGGGUGUGAUGGACGAGAGUGGAGAACAGUUCGUCGCCUACUUCCUCCCAACCGAAGACACCAUCAAGAAACGAAAAAGGGACGCUGAGGAAGGCAUGGAUUACAUGGAUGAUGACGAGUACGAGUACCGGAUGGCUCGUGAGUACAACUGGAACGUGAAGAACAAGGCGUCGAAAGGCUACGAAGAGAAUUACUUCUUCGUCUUCCGAGAAGAUGGAGUGUAUUACAACGAGCUCGAAACAAGAGUGCGGCUGACGAAGCGUCGUCUAAAACCUGGCGUCCAGCCCAACAAUUCGAAGUUAGUGGUGCGACACCGACCGCUUAACGAGAUGGAACACAAGACGCAGCAAGCCAGGCUCACCCAGCUGGAGCAGCCACAGGAAGACGAAGAGGAAGCAGAGGAGGAGGAGGAAGAGGCAGAGGAGGAAGAAGAGGAGGAGGAGGAAGAGGAAGCAGAGAAGGAAGAAGAGGCUGCCGAACAGAAAGGCUCAGAGGCAGAGUCGGAGGCCGAGGAGAAAUCGGAGGCGGAGGAGAAAUCAGAGGCCGAGAGCGAGGCCGAGAACACAGAACAGAGCCCCGCCGGGUCGAGGAAAAAGUCCGGUUCAUCAUCGUCAUCAUCCGCAUCUUCGUCGAGCGAAGAGGAGGAAGAAGAGAAGAAACGUCGUGACGAAGAGGAGAUCUUCGGCAGUGGAAGUGACAGUGACUGAGUGUGUGCCAGUGACACUGCAACGUUUCGCAACUGUGCUGUACAUAAUGCUUCUUCAGCAACCUCUCCUAAAUAAACAAGUGUGUCCCC
Messenger RNA from Dermacentor andersoni, 1592 nucleotides. It is a transcript of the gene atms, whose product is annotated as RNA polymerase II-associated factor 1-like protein antimeros. Gene Ontology annotation, molecular function: chromatin binding; RNA polymerase II complex binding. Lineage: Eukaryota; Metazoa; Arthropoda; Arachnida; Ixodida; Ixodidae. The record is from RefSeq and is a predicted model, not a curated record. Gene Ontology annotation, cellular component: Cdc73/Paf1 complex. Gene Ontology annotation, biological process: transcription elongation by RNA polymerase II.